Molecule: messenger RNA, 328 nt
Organism: Acanthisitta chloris (rifleman)
Lineage: Eukaryota; Metazoa; Chordata; Aves; Passeriformes; Acanthisittidae
Gene: NDUFA2
Product: NADH dehydrogenase (ubiquinone) 1 alpha subcomplex, 2, 8kDa
Exons: 2
Source: RefSeq, a predicted model, not a curated record
AGCGAUGCGGUGUCUCUCCGCAGGGAGUUCAUCGAGCAGCACUAUGUGACGCUGAAGAAGGCAAACCCUGAGUUUCCCAUCCUGAUCCGGGAGUGCUCCGGGGUGCAGCCCAAGCUCUGGGCUCGGUAUGAGUUUGGGAAGGAGAAGAGCAUCCCACUGAACAACCUCACUGUGGAUGAAGUGGCCAAGGCCCUGGAGAGCGUGGUGAAAAGCCAAGCAUGAGGACAAGACAGUGAACACACCAGUGCUGGAGACUUGACUGAUGAUAUUUAAUGUCAAACAUGUGUCUUUAACUUACCAAUCCAUAAACACAAUGUGCUUACCCUGA